Messenger RNA from Mercenaria mercenaria, 908 nucleotides. RefSeq lists its product as uncharacterized. Lineage: Eukaryota; Metazoa; Mollusca; Bivalvia; Venerida; Veneridae. Gene Ontology annotation, cellular component: membrane. Gene Ontology annotation, molecular function: wide pore channel activity. The coding region runs from base 42 to 848 and encodes 268 amino acids. The record is from RefSeq and is a predicted model, not a curated record. The transcript is spliced from 5 exons.
UUCUUAAACAACAUCUUACAUUUUAGAUUGUAGAUGAGCUGAUGGCGGAGGGAAUAUGUUCCGACAGCAUAUAUGGAACGGGUAUGAAACAUUAUGCCACGUAUAUUAAGACGGCGCUUAGCCAGUAUACGAGGCACACAGAUUCUGGAACAGGCACGACUCAUACCAUGCUGAUAGACCACGGAAUAAAAGUUCCCAUAUCGUGGCCUGUUGGUACCUAUGGGUUCAUGCAAGGUACACAUGGAUGUCCGGGUGGGAAGACUAUAUGGUCGUCUGGAUGGAGAAAAUACGAUACUGAAGAUUUACGCUCCAAAAAUUCCUUCUCAGCUAACAUCGGUUCUUAUCUUAAAGGGGAGUUUCACAGCAGCGACAUAAAGACUUACUUCUGUAUGAAGAGCAGCGAAAGAACAAGCCAGUACGAUAUGAUUUGGCAAAGUGGCGCAUACUGUAUACUGAAACAUGGUUCAUGUCCACAAGGAUUUUCUACCGGGUACGUAUUCUGGGACGAUGAAGACCUUAACAACGGCAACGCUAAAGGUGGAACACUUCCAGAUGGUACCUACGACAAAAACACGAGGAUCUAUUACUGCUGCAGAAAUGACGGAUCACCUCAAACACCUCUUUUACUACCAACCCAACGACCGUUCGUACUCGUGCGAUACGGUAGAAUAUGUCAAUCUGUGCACGGGAUGCACGUGCGUGACGUAUUCAUACACUGGGAUGACGAGGACUUUGGUAACAAAGACAGUGCAGGGGGCAUGCAUCCACUGGACGAUGGCGGUUCAAAUAACCAUCGGCUGCAUUUCUGUUAUUACUUUUCUUCCAGUAGUGCAUCUCUAAUAGGCUAACAUGUAAAGUGUUCAAAGUUUGAUGUAUCCCAAUUAAAAAAUAAAAGUUUUGAAACACUA